Messenger RNA from Adineta steineri, 2034 nucleotides. NCBI's taxonomy places the organism in Eukaryota, Metazoa, Rotifera, Eurotatoria, Adinetida, Adinetidae. The record is from the annotation of a GenBank genome assembly.
AUGCUUUCACAAAAAUCAGAAAGUGUUAAAGUCUUAAUACGUUGUCGUCCAUUUAAUCAAAAAGAAAUUGUCAAUCAUUCAAUAAAAUGUAUUGAUAUUCAACAAUUAAAUAAUAAAAAUCAUCAAUGUAGUAUUAAAUUAAUUAGUCCGAAAAGAUAUCGACGACGAAUAUCUCGAUUAUUUCGUUUUGAUGCGAUCUAUGAUGAAAAUCAACGAACAGAACAUAUAUUUCAAGAUUUUAUACAAUCAUUAGUAUGUGAUACAAUAUUACAUGGAUAUUCCGGUACUGUUUUUGCUUAUGGACAGACUGGAUCUGGAAAAUCAUGGACAAUGACAGGUUGUCCAUGUCAUUCUGAAUAUGGAUUAAUUUCAAAUGCAAUUGAUCAUGUAUUUAAUCUUGUACAAAAUCAAGUCAAUUUUGAACAAGAAUAUAUUAUUAAAUGUGCUUAUCUUGAAAUUUAUAAUGAAGAAUUACAUGAUUUACUUUUACCUCGUACAUCAUCAAAAUCAUAUUCACGUCUUGAAUUACGUGAAAAUCCUCGUUCAUCAGGUGUACAUAUAACUAAUUUAACAUGGAAAAAUGUUUCUUCGAUUGACGAAUGUUUAAAAUUUAAACGAUUAGGUGAUUUAGCUCGAACAAUGGGUUCAACACAAAUGAAUCGAGAUUCAUCAAGAUCACAUACAAUGUUUUCUCUUUCUAUUCAAUAUCAAAAUCAUAAUCAAACAAAUAUUUUUCGUCAAGGAAAAUUAAAUUUUGUUGAUCUUGCUGGUAGUGAACGUCAAAUAAAAACUGGUGCUAGUGGUCAACAAUUACUUGAAUCAGCAAAAAUAAAUCUAUCUCUAUCAGCAUUAAAUAAAGUUAUAUCAUCAUUAGUACAUACGAAUACAACACAUAUACCAUAUCGUGAUUCGAAAUUAACACGUCUUUUACAAGAUAGUAUUGGUGGUACUACUAAAACAAUUAUGAUUGCAUGUAUAUCACCAUCUGAAGAUAAUUAUGAUGAAACAUUAUGUACACUUCGUUAUGCAUCUCGAACAAAAAAUAUUCGUAAUACACCAAUUAUUAAUGAAAAUUCAUCCUAUGUACUUCUUCAACAAUAUGCUGAAGAAAUUCAACGAUUACGAGCUAUUAUUAAUUCUUCAAAUAGACAUAUGCAUUCUUUAUCACAUUCAAUGAUAUUAGAUGAUCAACAUUCAAUAAAAACAAUUUGUGAUCAUCAGAUAUCAUCUGAAAAUUCACCUAUACUAAAAUGUCAACGUACAGUAAGCUGUCAGACUAUGUCAAUUAGUACGGAUACUGUUAUUUCUUCAACACAAACAACAUAUGACCGAAAUAAUGAUCAAGAUUAUAAACAAAUUAUCUUAUUUUUUGAUGAAAAUCAACAUAGUUAUCAAUUACUUGCUUGGCAUUGCUGUCAAUUUACUUCGAAAACUAAUCAACAAUUAAUAAUUCUUGUUAAAGAAAAUAAAAAUGAAAAUCCAUGGUUAGGUACAUUGAUAACAACAAUAGAAAAUAAUCAAUUAUUAAUAUGGAAAAAUAAUCUAAAUCAUCGUCAACAUCAAUUAUAUUUAUCUGAACAAAUUGAUUCUCUCAUUACUCAUUUUAAAAUACAAAAAACAAUUGAUUCAAUACUUUGUAUCGUCGCUACUCUUGUUGUUCUUCUCUCCGUUUCGGCUUAUGCCGCUAAACCACUCUUACUUGGUUCAUUAUGUUUAAAUCAAGUAAACUGUUUUGUUAAUCCAUGUCGAGUUUCACGAUGUGCUGCACAUCCUACGGCUGUCUGCACUGCAAAUUAUUGUGGUGGUUGCAAUGCUGACUGGCAUGUUGAUGGUGAACAAGUUGAUUGUUCGGCUCCAGUUGCAGAAGUUGCUAGAGCUGUCGGAAAACCAUGUGUAAUGGUUAAUUGUUUUAUGGAUCCAUGUGGUUUAGCUACUUGCGCUAAACACCCUGGAGCUAAAUGCCGAGCCAAUUAUUGCGGUGGUUGCAAUGCUGUUUUUUAUAACGAUGCUCAACAACGUGUUCUAUGCAACUAA